GUUCAACUGUAUUCAGACCUUUAUACAGUCUAUGAUUCAGACCGGAGAUCUCUACGGACUCACCCCUGCACGACAUAUUAUUUGCCAUGGCCUCUCCACUGAAGAGUCUGGUUAUUGAUGAUAACAGGUACCAGAAAUCCUUCCAGCUUUUUCUGGAGCGCUCCUCCGAGCAUCAGUGUAUGCAGGACUUCAUCCACAACACGCUGCCAGAUAUACUGGCCAGCAUUGGAGAUGGAAAGUCCCAUCUAAAUGUCAUUGGAGUUGGAAGUGGAGCUGGUGAGAUUGACCUCGAGAUGCUCUCCCAGCUCCGUCUGAAGCACCCAGGGGUGACGGUGGAUAAUGAGGUGGUGGAGCCUAGCAGCACGCAGCUACAUCAGUACAAAGUUAUGGUGUCACAGAAACCAAAUUUAGAUUACAUCAAAUUUACCUGGAACAAGAUGACUUCCUCCGAGUUUGAGGAGCAGUGGAGAGUGAAAAAGAUGACUAAGAAGGCUGACUUCAUUCACAUGAUACAGAUGCUGUACUAUGUGAAGGAUCCUGGAGCUACCGUCGAGUUCUUCCAGAGCCUCCUCGACAAGAAGGGGAAGCUUCUUAUCAUCCUAGUAUCUGGUGAGAGUGGUUGGGGAAAGCUGUGGCGGACCUACAGGAGCCAGCUCUGUAACACAGAAAUAAGUCAGUGUGUGACCACUGGAGACAUGAAAAGCUUUCUGGACUCCAAGGGUGUGAGCUACCAGAGCUACGAGCUGCCUUCUCAAAUGGAUAUCACAGAGUGUUUCACAGAGGGGGAUGAGAAGGGAGAGCUGCUGCUUGAUUUCCUCACUGAGGUGCUGGACUUCAGUAACACAGCCUCUCCUGAGCUCAAAGCCGGUGUCCUGGAGUUACUGCAGCACCCAGACUGCAGCAUGGAGUCCAAUGGCAAAGUUCUCUUUAACAACAACCUUGGGGUCAUAGUCAUACAGUAGAUCCGCAAACUUAGAAACAAGUGCUUAAUAGCCUAUGGUGAUUUAUACAUUUGCAGUAGAAUAACAGCAUACUUGAAUAGUUUUUUUAAAGGGCAAUUGAUUCCCAUUGUACAGUGUAUUAUUUACUGUAUAUAAUCAACAAGCGUUUAGCCUUUGUAGGAUAUGCUUAGUUUUACAUGAUUGAUUUUUACAAACAAGUUAUUUUCUAUAAUUGUAUUGUAUUGAUUUUUCUAUGCCUGUGCAAAAUGAAUAUGGCUUGAUUAUGUUUUUAUCUAUAACACACAGUGUGUUUAUUUGUGUGCGCCACCCAAAAUGUAAAGACCUGAGUUUUAAUCGGCUUUAGACAUCGUCCUCAGGUUUCAUCAUGAAAGCUUUUGUAAUGGACAACAGCUGGCAGGCUGUGCUACCAACCCCAUUACACUAUGGCUCCCAUUGGAUCAUAUUACUUUGGAAGUGUAAAAAUAAAUGGAAAAUUCAACGUUUAAUUUUCCAUAGAGAUUGAGCUGUUCAAUUUAAUAAACUGGAGACUCCUGCGGGAGUGUCUGCAUUUUAUGUCUUCGCUCUUGAAUGUUAUAUAUUGAAAUGGUUGCAUAUAAUAUUUACAUCAAUGAGAGAACAUGAUUAAAAACCAAAACCUGUUAAA
Trematomus bernacchii (emerald rockcod) is the source of this 1605-nucleotide messenger RNA. It is a transcript of the gene hnmt, whose product is annotated as histamine N-methyltransferase. The record is from RefSeq and is a predicted model, not a curated record. NCBI's taxonomy places the organism in Eukaryota, Metazoa, Chordata, Actinopteri, Perciformes, Nototheniidae. Gene Ontology annotation, molecular function: N-methyltransferase activity. The coding region runs from base 87 to 962 and encodes 291 amino acids. The transcript has 7 exons.